Messenger RNA from Cyprinodon tularosa, 1781 nucleotides. It is a transcript of the gene lhfpl4a, whose product is annotated as LHFPL tetraspan subfamily member 4a. The transcript has 4 exons. The coding region runs from base 855 to 1571 and encodes 238 amino acids. The record is from RefSeq and is a predicted model, not a curated record. Gene Ontology annotation, biological process: gamma-aminobutyric acid receptor clustering; sensory perception of sound. Gene Ontology annotation, molecular function: GABA receptor binding. Gene Ontology annotation, cellular component: postsynaptic membrane; plasma membrane; inhibitory synapse. NCBI's taxonomy places the organism in Eukaryota, Metazoa, Chordata, Actinopteri, Cyprinodontiformes, Cyprinodontidae.
GGGGAGCGCGCAGACAAACGCGAGGAGGAGGAGGACGGAGAAGCAGAGAGAGAGAGAGAGAGAGAGGGGGAAGACAUACUGGUUAAAGGCUACGACAAAAACCAUGAUGAUAAUGGAGUCAAGGCGGUGGAGGAUGUCGGAUUUACCAGAAAGGACUGUUGAAAUUUGACAGAGGGCUCGCGUCAAACAGAGAGCGUUUCGUUUUUUUUAUUUUCCCCUUUUCUUUCCACCGGGUUCGGUUUCCACAUGCUGCGUGGACAUUAGAAAGGAAAGGCGAGCAGAGGCUGAGGAGCACCCCCACGGAUGCCUCGGAAGGUAAAAACGGGCUCUACCGCUGGCGCUACAGGCACCAUCUCAUCCCCCGGAUGGUGACAAAGGACAUCCUGAAGAAAAGCUCUGGACUGAUGGAUGAGGAGGAACAACAGCUUUAGCCCCCUCCACCUGACGAUUGGAAAGGAAAUAAAUCCAAUUCUGAUGGAUUUUUAGUUAAUCAUUCAUGGAGUAGCCCUAAGGAAAACCAGCUAUGUUGAAUCACUGGUGUUGGUAAAUUAUUCAUCAGAAGUAGAAGUAGGCUAUGAUUUUAAAUUGCUUUAAUGUAGCAUUCCUUACAUGUCAUUUUUGUAAUGUGUUGUCUUUUGGGGUAUCAUACAUAUUUCCAGGUUCCAUGAUUUUUUAGGCCCAUUCCAGAGAAAGGCAAAGCGGAGGAAAUCUUAGCGCAAGGAGAGCUUUGGAUAUUUAUGUGUCAAUCUGUGUGUGUGGGGGGGUUACAUAUUCAUAUUCAUUUUCUUGAAAGAGUAAAGAAGGAUAGACCAGUGCAGUAAAAGAAGAAGUAGAAAGAAAUAAAAAUAGCAAACAUGUUGCCUUCCCAAGAAGCCUCCAAGAUCUACCAUGACAACUACAUGCGCAACUCCCGGGCCAUCGGGGUUCUGUGGGCCAUCUUCACCAUCUGCUUUGCCAUCGUCAACGUGGUGGUGUUCAUCCAGCCGUACUGGAUCGGCGACAGCGUCAAGACGCCGCACAUCGGCCACUUCGGCCUGUUUCACUACUGCGUGGGCAGCGUGCAGGCGUCCAGCCAGGACCUCACCUGCGUGGGCAGCUUCUCCGACUUCGCCUCCAUCCCGUCGGGAGCCUUUAAGGCCGCCUCGGUGUUCGUGCUGCUGUCCAUGGUGCUGAUCCUCAGCUGCAUCGCCUGCAUGGCGCUCUUCUUCUUCUGCAACACCUCCACCGUUUACAAGACCUGUGCCUGGAUGCAGCUGCUGUGCGGAGUGUGCCUGGUGCUGGGUUGCAUGAUCUUCCCCAACGGAUGGGAUGCAGAAGUGAUCCGGGAUAUGUGUGGAGAGCAUUCAGGGAAAUACUCUCUGGGUGACUGCUCGGUACGCUGGGCCUACAUGCUGGCCAUCAUGGGCAUCCUCGAUGCCCUCAUUCUCUCCUUCCUGGCCUUUGUCCUGGGAAACCGGCAGACAGACUUCUAUCUUGAUGAUCUGCAGACAGACAACAAAGAUUUUGCUGUUUCAAGGAUUGAGGUACGAGACAGAAGAGAGCCACGGUAUGGAGUGCAACGUCUACACUGAGACACAAAGGCCCUGAACAGCCUCUGUUUAAGUCUUUCUCUUCUCUUUCUCUCCACUCUCUAAUACUCUCCUUUCCUAUCCAAUGAUCAGGAUAUCACCCAAUCUCAAUGCAGACACCAAGUGUACAGGAUUGUGUAAGAUAAAAAAAACAAAAACAAAAAAAACAACUGCAACAAACACAUGGGGAUAAACUAUAUUUUGAAAAAAAAA